AUGCACUAUGUGAGUUUCUGGACGCUUGCAGUGGCGAGCUUGGUGUAUUCGUUGGGCUGUGAUCGUAGGGACACCAUCCGGCUGGUUGGCAACAUCAUGGCGGCCACGUCGUUUGUGUUUCAGCUUUCCCCAAGCUUGGACGAGAUUGUAAACUGGCUCAGGCAAUUCCAAGAAUUUCUGCCUACCGAGUACUCUGCAAGCCCGGAAGGCCCCUCCUUACGGGCAAUGCCCCUCCUGUACCGGGAAGCCCUCCACGAGGAGGUUCCCGAAAACAGGCGCUCCGGGAAGGGCGGGGAGGCCGCUUGUGGGGAGGCGGAGUUGCUUACCCCGGAUAACAGUGUCAAGUACGCCAGCGCUUGGCUCCCUGUGGCAGCGCGCCCGGCAUCAGCGAUGCCCGAGGACUUCUACGCAACUCUGGGCUUGAGCCCCGCUGCAUCCAUCGAGGCGGAAGCGCUCAAAGCCGCCUACCGCAAGAAAGCCCUGGAGGUGCAUCCUGACAAGUGUGUCCAGUAUGAGCCGGCGGAAUGUCAGGCGAGGUUUAUUCAGGUUUCGGAUGCCUACGAGACCUUGCGCAAGCCCUCGGGGGCUCGGGCCUACUACGAGAAAUGGAGUGCAAGUCGCGGCAAGCGCUCCCAAUCCCGUCCGCGAAGGACGGAAUCGCGUUCUCGGAACUCUGCUGCGUUCCAGUCGGCGUCCGAAUCCUGGAACCGCUUCGCGGAGGAAAAUAGACAUCGCUGGGCAGAUCUUGAUGCGACCUACCUGAGAAUGCACCAGCAAGUGGACUCCAUCUCGCGUAAGGUGAAGCAAAUGAGCAAGAACGUUCAGGAGCAGAUGGAAUCCAUGCAACAGUCUAUGGAGCAGUCCUUCAGCCAGAUGGCGAAGGAUAUGGACUCACACUUUGAUGACAUCAGCCGCAAGAUCGACGAGAUGGGACAAUCGCUGGGGGCGCGCACGCGAAAGAGAAAGCAAACUGCCGAGCGUCAUGCGCGGCCGCGGCUGAAGCCGCUGGAGCUGUGCCCAGAAGCUUUCGAGAGCAAUCCCGUGUUAGUGGCAUUUAAUGGACAAUCCUCCUCGGCGAAGAUGGUGAAGUUCUCCCGUGACGCUUCGAACCCCAGCAAGGCCUGCAAGGCACAGGGCGUGGACCUCCGUGUCCACUACAAGAACACCUAUGAGACUGCCCAGGCCAUCAAGGGAAUGACGCUGGCGAAGGCCAAGCAGUACCUCGAGGAUGUUUGCGAGAAGAAGCGCUGCAUCCCCUUCCGCAAGUACGUGGGCACGAUCGGCCGCACCCCCCAGGCGAAGGAGUUCAAGGCCACCCAGGGCCGCUGGCCAGUGAAGUCUGCCAAGAUUGUCCUCGGCUUGCUGAAGAACGCGGAGGCCAACGCCGAGUUCAAGAACCUCUCCACCGAGAACCUGUACGUCUACCACGUCCAGGUCAACGCGGCCCAGCAGGGACGCAGGCGCACCUACCGCGCCCACGGCCGCAUCGGACCAUACAUGAACUGCCCCUGCCACGUGGAGAUGAUUCUGCAGGAGAAGGACGAGGCAGUUGAGAAGCCCGCGGAGGAGAAGCAGCCCAAGAAGUUCACUCGCAAGCAGCUGGCCAAGCUUCGUUUGCCGGUCGGCGGUGACAAGUGA
Messenger RNA from Symbiodinium natans, 1638 nucleotides. Lineage: Eukaryota; Dinophyceae; Suessiales; Symbiodiniaceae. The record is from the annotation of a GenBank genome assembly.